Molecule: messenger RNA, 969 nt
Organism: Cajanus cajan (pigeon pea)
Lineage: Eukaryota; Viridiplantae; Streptophyta; Magnoliopsida; Fabales; Fabaceae
Product: oil body-associated protein 2C
Source: RefSeq, a predicted model, not a curated record
AUGGAGGAGAGACACCAGACUCUGAAUAAUGUCGUCCACCGACAAGUCACCGGAGCCAACGCCGGCGAGGGGUUCGGAGCCAACUCCGGGGAAGCCGAUGGGGUUUGGACAGCACGUGAUCGACAAGAGUGCGAUGAUGGUGCAGUCAUUGGAACCCAUAAAGCAGAUGAGUCAGCACGUGUGCUCCUUCGCCAUCUACAGCCAUGACAUGUCUCGCCAGAUAGAGACCCAUCAUUACUGCUCUCGACUCCAUGAGAAUUUUAUCCAAUGCGCCGUCUAUGAUUCUGAUCAACCCCACGCUCGUCUCCUUGGUGUGGAGUACAUCAUUCCUCAUGAUUUGUUUGAAACUAUGCCUCCGGAGGAGCAGAAACUUUGGCAUUCUCAUGCUUAUGAGAUCAAAUCAGGUCUCUGGGUGAAUCCUAGAGUUCCUGAGAUUAUUGGGACGCCAGAGCUCGAAAAUCUUGCCAAAACUUACGGAAAAUUCUGGUGUACGUGGCAGGUUGACAGAGGGGAUAGGCUUCCAAUGGGUGCACCUGCACUGAUGAUGUCUCCACAAGCAGUGAGUCCUGGGUUGGUGAGGCCAGAGUUGGUGGUUGAGAGGGAUGCAAAGUACAAUAUUUCCUCAGAGAGUCUGAAAAGCUCAAGGUUGGAGAUUUCGGAGCCAGAGAUGAUCAACCCCAUGGCAGAUUAUUGGAAACAGCACGGCAAAGGGUUUGUCAUUGACUUUGAGGAAACUGAGAUGAAGUUGAGGGCACCUUUUCCUUGAAUACUAUGUAGCUGUUUGUUUCAUUCUGAGUCAAUAAAUCAGAAUUCCAUAAGUAUGUGGAAUGUUUGGCCGUGUGUGGCUUUGCAUAUGUUAAUGGGUUAUAUGGAAGUCUUUGAAUUUUGUAACUACUGACAUAAUGUUUUUCAUCUGUAUUAAGACUUCAAUAAGUAAAGUAAGGCGAGAUCUGUUCGGGUACAAUGAAA